CUUCUCUUUUCACAUCUCAAUACCAGUAACUCUUUCAUGGCUUCCUUAGCAUUUUCGGCUAUGGGUCGCUUUCUAACGCAGUCCUCUGAUCAGACGGUUUCAGAUUAUAAGUCUGACCAGAGUUUCUCCUCAGGGAAGGGCAUAUUUGCUAGGAAACAAGACUCUAGAAAUUUAGCAGUCACAAACGUUGCAAGCCCACACAGGCCAGUGAUUGCCCCAUUGCCGGAAAAAGAAAAUUUUGUUAACCAGCAUCAUGUUGCAUGGACAAGCGUUAGACAGGAACGAUGGGAAGGAGAGCUGGAUGUGGAAGGAGAAAUACCCCUAUGGCUGAAAGGCACAUACCUAAGAAAUGGUCCUGGUCUGUGGCACAUUGAAGACUACAACUUCCGGCACCUCUUCGACGGCUAUGCCACUCUAGUCAAGCUCUACUUUGAAAAAGGUCGCCUAAUCGCCGGCCACCGUCAAAUUGAAUCUGAAGCCUACAAAGCUGCAAAGAAGAAUAAAAAGUUAUGUUACCGUGAAUUCUCAGAGGUUCCAAAAACUAAUAACUUCUUAUCUUACAUUGGGGAUCUUGCAAACCUCUUCUCUGGUGCAUCUUUGACUGAUAACGCCAAUACCGGCGUGGUUAAACUUGGAGAUGGACGUGUUGUUUGCUUGACGGAGACACAAAAGGGCUCCAUAGUUAUCGACCCGGACACACUGGACACAAUAGGAAAGUUUGAGUACAGUGACACAUUGGGGGGUUUGAUUCAUGCUGCUCAUCCCAUUGUGACUGAGAAGGAGUUUUUAACGUUGUUGCCUGAUUUAAUAAACCCGGGGUACUUGGUGGUGAGGAUGGAGCCGGGGACUAAUGAAAGGAAGGUGAUUGGGCGGGUCAAUUGCCGAAGUGGCCCAGCACCCGGCUGGGUGCACUCUUUUCCAGUCACUGAACAUUAUGUGGUCAUUCCUGAGAUGCCCUUGCGAUACUGCGCGCAGAAUUUGCUUAGGGCUGAGCCCACACCACUAUACAAGUUCGAGUGGCACCCUGAGUCUAAAGGGUUUAUGCAUGUUAUGUGCAAAGCUAGUGGCAAAAUUGUGGCAAGCGUGGAAGUGCCAUUGUUUGUGACAUUCCAUUUCAUCAAUGCAUACGAAGAGAAAGACGAAGAUGGAAGGAUGACAGCGGUUAUUGCUGAUUGUUGUGAACACAAUUCAGAUACAACAAUCCUGGAUAAACUUAGACUGCAAAACCUCCGCUCAUUCAAUGGUACCGAUGAUGUACUGCCGGAUGCAAGGGUUGGAAGGUUCAGAAUACCAUUGGAUGGGAGUCCAUUUGGAAAGUUGGAGGCAGCGCUCGAACCAGAUGAACAUGGAAGAGGAAUGGACAUGUGUAGCAUUAACCCUGCAUAUUUGGGGAAAAUGUACAGAUACGCAUAUGCUUGUGGAGCCCAACGUCCAUGCAACUUCCCCAACACUCUCACUAAGAUUGAUUUAGUGAAGAAAAAGGCCAAGAAUUGGUAUGACGAAGGAGCUGUCCCCUCAGAACCUUUCUUUGUGGCUCGCCCAGGAGCCACAGACGAAGACGAUGGCGUGGUAAUCUCCAUGAUCAGUGAAAGAAAUGGAGGUGGGUAUGCAUUGUUGUUGGAUGGAUCCACAUUCGAAGAAAUUGCUAGAGCAAAGUUCCCCUACGGUCUACCUUAUGGGUUACAUGGAUGUUGGGUUCCAAAAAACUAAAAUUCCAGGCCUAGCUACAUGUAUAUUUUAUAUAUUGCUCUAUACUUCUAUCUACGAGUGAGAGUGAGAUCAAUCUAGUUGAUGGGUAGCUGUGUGAUCUUAUUGUGUAAUGUAUUGUUACAAUUUUGUAAAGCUU
Messenger RNA from Pistacia vera, 1846 nucleotides. RefSeq names its product carotenoid cleavage dioxygenase 8 homolog B, chloroplastic. Gene Ontology annotation, molecular function: carotenoid dioxygenase activity. Gene Ontology annotation, cellular component: chloroplast. Gene Ontology annotation, biological process: carotene catabolic process. Lineage: Eukaryota; Viridiplantae; Streptophyta; Magnoliopsida; Sapindales; Anacardiaceae. The transcript has 6 exons. The record is from RefSeq and is a predicted model, not a curated record. Bases 37 to 1710 code for a protein of 557 amino acids.